Dunckerocampus dactyliophorus (ringed pipefish) is the source of this 8354-nucleotide messenger RNA. It is a transcript of the gene rrp12, whose product is annotated as ribosomal RNA processing 12 homolog. Bases 56 to 3922 code for a protein of 1288 amino acids. The record is from RefSeq and is a predicted model, not a curated record. The transcript has 34 exons. NCBI's taxonomy places the organism in Eukaryota, Metazoa, Chordata, Actinopteri, Syngnathiformes, Syngnathidae.
GCCUGCGUGUACACACACACAGCAGGGGAAGCGUGGUUAAUUUCUACCCGCUAAAAUGGUUAAAUCUGGGAAACUUCGAUCCGGGACGGGCUCUAAACUCAAACGAUGGAAGAAAGGACACAGCAGCGACUCCAACCCGCAGACGAGUCGACAUCGACAGGCUGCUAAAAGUCGCUUUUUUAGCCGACCCUCGGAAAAAAGUGACCUGACAGUAGAUGCUCUAAAACUGCACAAUGAGCUACAGACAGGUCCGUUGGAGGUCAGCACAGACAGGCAGAAGGAUGCGUGCAUGGAAGACGAGCCGGAUCAGGCGUUCUCAGACAGAACGUCGGGCACCUUCCUUAGCGGCCUGUCUGAUUGCUCCAACUUGACCUUUAGGAAGGUGCAGCGAUUCUGGGAGUCCAACUCGGCUGCUCACAAAGAGAUUUGUGCAGUGUUGGCAGCUGUAACUGAGGUGAUUCGCAGUCAGGGAGGGAAGGAGACAGAAACAGAGUACUUUGCUGCUUUGAUGACCACUUUGGAGGUGGUGGAUUCACCUGAGUCGCAGGCUGCAGUGGCCUACCUCCUCAACCUCACCAUGAAAAGGGUUCCCGCUCCGGUGCUCAUGUCCAAGUUCUCAGACACCACCAAGGCUCUGAUGGACGUCAUGUCCCAACAGACCACAUCUGAAACCGGCUCAGCUCUCAGAUGGAUUCUGUCAUGCUUGGCUACUCUACUGAGGAAACAAGACGUGGCUGUGUGGGCGUACCCGUCCACCCUUCAGGCUUACCACGGCCUGCUCAGCUUCACCGUGCACAGCAAACCUAAGAUCCGUAAGGCAGCACAGCAGGGAGUGUGCUCCAUCCUCCGAGGGAGUGACUUCCUGUUUGCAGACAAAGGUCCCACCCAUCACCCUGCAUCAGCGACCACAGCCAAGUUCUGCAUCAAGGAGAUGGAGCAGGCAGGAGGCAGCAGAGAGGACACCACCACGCUCCAUGUACUGGGCCUCCUGAAGGAGCUGGUGCCGACGUUCCCGCUCGGAGCCAUCAAGUCGUGUUGUGAGACACUGCUGCGAGUGAUGACGCUCAGCCACGUGUUGGUGACCGCCAGCGCCAUGCAGACCUUCCAUAAACUCUUCAGUGCAAAGCCGGGUGCCUACAGCUUGUCACCUGAACUCAAUGCACAGAUCAUCACAGCUUUGUAUGACUACCUGCCCAGUGAGGGUGAUCUACAGCCUCUGUUGGCCUGGCUGGCUGUCAUGGAGAAGGCACACGUUCACUUAGCAAGUCUGCAGAGUUCCUUGAGUCUGGGCCACCUCCCUCGCCUGUUCUCUGCCGCCAUGUCGUGCCUGUUGUCGCCUCACACACAGGUGGUGUCUGCGGCCGCCAGCACACUCAAGGUGCUGUUGACAGAGUGUGUGGGUCCUCACAUGGAGGAAAUUGGUAUGGUCACUGCCACGGCGUCUGUAGGGAACCCCUCCUACAUCUGCAAAAUGUUUCGUAUUAUCGAAGAAGGGUUGUCCUAUCGCUUCCAUGCUUCCUGGCCAUUUGUUUUGCAAAUACUAGGUUGCUUUUACAAGGUUGCAGGGAAACAGGCACACCCCAUCAUGACUAAGUCCUUACAGUCUCUUGCUGACCUUCGUGACACUCCUCGAUUCCCCUUCAGCGGCGAGUUGGAUCUGGCAGUGGGGGGCGCUGUGGAGAACAUGGGCCCAGAGGUUGUGCUGGCCAUGGUGCCUCUCAACAUUACUGGCUAUGACGACAACCUGGAGUUCCCCCGCAGCUGGCUGAUUCCGGUCAUUCGAGAUCACGUAAAAAACACUCAGCUGGGCUUCUUCAACUCCUACUUCCUCCCUCUAGCUUAUACGCUUAAGCAGAGAGCUGAAGAGUUGGAACAGGUCGGUCAGAAAUUGGAAGCCAAAGUCUAUCAGACCUUACAGCUUCAGAUAUGGACCAUGUUACCUGGUUUUUGCACAUGUCCCGUGGACCUGGUGGCGUCCUUCAAAGGGAUCGCCCGCUCACUCGGCAUGGCAAUCAACGAGCGGCCUGAUCUGAGGCUCACAGUGUGCCAGGCUCUGCGUACCAUUAUCAAUAAGAGCUGCACUACUGAGGACGAAAAAGCUGAAGUGAGUCGCUUCUCCAAGAACUUUCUCCCUAUCCUCUUCAAUGUGUUCAGCCAGCAGCCUGCAGAUGGAGAGUCUGGAGCCUACAGAAUGGCCAUCUUGGACACUAUUAAAGUCUACUUAACUGUUACUGACCCACAGAUGAUCGCCACGUUCUUGGAAAAAGCCACAGAGAGAUUGACUAGCGCAGAAAGCACAGAGUUCACACGGCUGUCAAUGAUGGACCUUGUCGUCGCCAUGGCUCCCUUCUUGAAUCAGCUCACCAUGACUAGGACCUUUCAGCUCAUCAAGCCGUAUUUGGAGGCUAAAGAAGCAGGCAUGCAGAAGAAGGCGUACCGUGUGCUGGAGGAAAUGUGUGCCGGAGAGCGAGACGAGUGCAGGUGGUUUGUCGUGGGCAACCUUGAGAUGCUUAAAGCGGUCCUGCUGCAGACUCUGAAAAACGCCCCUUCACCAGCAAAAAGGCCGCGACUAAAGUGUUUGAUCCAUAUUGUGAAAAGGCUCGACCAAGAGCACAAAGACUUUAUCACAUCUCUGCUACCAGAGGUUGUGGUAUGUACAAAAGAGGUGUCUGUUGGUGCUCGUAAGAAUGCAUACACUCUGCUGGUGGAAAUAGGAAAUGCAUUUGUGCGCUUCUGUGGGAAGUCUGCAGAGGCCAUGGAGCAAUACCUCUUGUUAGUGUAUGCUGGCCUUACAGGCUCUACCACCAUGAUCACCUGCACAGUGCUGGCCCUCACACGACUGGUGUACGAGUACAAAGACUCCAUAGAUGUGUCCACCAUGGAGCAGCUGCUGCACAAUAUCUGUCUCCUGCUAGGCUCGCGCACCAGAGAGGUGGUCAAAGCGGCACUGGGCUUCAUCAAGGUCAUCCUCUUCGUCAUGGAGCCCAAGACGCUGGCAUCGCAUGUCAAUGUCAUGAUGGAAGGCAUCGGGAAUGUCAACAAUGACAUGAGGAGACACUUCAGAGCCAAACUCAAGAACAUCUUCACUAAGUUUAUCAGAAAAUUUGGGUUUGAGCUGGUGAAGCGCAUGCUACCCCCUGAACACCAUAAGGUGCUAGCCAACAUCCGCAAGGCGGACGCUCGCAGUAAGAGACGCAAGCAGGCUUCAGAGCAGCAGGAUGACUCGGACAGCGAAGAAGAAGCCCCUAAAAACAAGAGUGACAGUAUUGAAGACAUCCUGGCAGGCUCAGAGAGCGACCUGUCAGAGGAUGAAGGCAAGGCCGGAAAGAAGAAAGCUGGCAAACAGCAGAAAGGUCGGGCAUGGCUGAAAGAGGGCGAGGAGGAUGACCCCCUCAACUUCUUGGACACCAAGGUUUCACAAAGAGUGCUUGCCACCAACCCGGCGCUGAAAAAGCAUGUCAAGGCAGAGCACGGCUUCAAGGUGACAUCAGACGGGCGACUGAUCAUCAAAGAGGAGGAAGAUGAAGACGUGAACCAGAAAGAUGACAGAGAGAUGAAGGAUGUUCUGGAAGAGGCUGGAGUGAAGAGUAAAAAGACCCAAAAGAGGAAAGUCAAAGAUGACCAUGUGGACGAUAUGGACAUAGAACCACAGCUCAGAUACAAAGCUGGUGGUAAAGGUAUCCACAGAGCCCUGGGAGGCGGCAGAGACUUUGGAACAGAGUACAAAUCAAAGAAAGGCAAAGGUGACGUGAAGAAACAAGGCAAACUGGACCCGUACGCUUAUAUCCCCCUUAGAAAGGCCCAACUCAAUCGCAGGAAGCGUGCCAAACUGCAGGGCCAGUUUAAGGGCAUGGUGAAAGGAGCCCAGAAGGGGGCACUGUCGGGUAGGAAAAAAAUGCUGAAGAGCAAAAGGAAAGCUUGAAAAGCUUCAGUGAAUGGACUCUUAUAGACAGUAACUUGUAUGCUAGUAAAGUAAUGUACAGCCUUUGUGUGGAUGUGACGAGGUCUAUUUGUGGUCUUAUGAGUGCACAUGAGGUGACAUGUACUUCUACACUCAGCCACCACAGGACAAAAAGGAGAAAGUUGUGAGUCAAUAAAAACGAUGAUUUAAAUGAAAUUGACAUGAAAGCUGUGUUAUGGAAGAAUAACGUGUAUUCUCAUUUCAGAACUGCGCUGUUUGUUUAGUUUGCCAGUUUUGGUGGAGGUUUUUCUCCUACGAAAUGAGUCAUGUGGUGACCGAAGAAUGACGCACUUGUCUGAACGGUGAUGCCAUUUGGAGUCGUUUUCAUGCAUCCGCUCUCAAACGGUGGUACCUGGGCUCUGCCUAGUCCUACUCAAACACCAGAGGUCAUUUCAGAAAAUACAAAUAAAUUAUUAGAAUCAUUUACAUCUACAUUUUAUUUCUUUUAUAAAAUGAACAUUUAUAUAUCUUUGAAGCCAAAGCUUUGUUUUAGAACUUGUUAGUGUCAGCAUUUCCAACUUUUUUUUUCUGUAUAUUGUGCCUUUUUGUUCUAUUCUUCCUAUUUUUUUUUGCUGUUUUUAAGUGUUUCAUUUUAUUUCUACAAUGGGCCACAGUUCGGACACUUCGGACACUCUUGAUCUACGUGUAUGAUAAUCAUACACAUCGGUACAUGUGUCAUAUACAUAUGGAUACAUCAUAUAAAUACGCUACACACAAUAAUAGCUAAUAAGUGCACAGCUGCUUUCUCUGAAAUUUUUUUAAUACCUUUUUUGUCUUUGCAAUUAUUUCAGAAUAACUGAAUAUAGAAUUCAUAUUACAGUCGUCCCUUGUUUAUCUCCGUUAAUUGCUUAAUGACUCUACUGCGAUACAGUGUUCCCUCGUUCAUCGCGGGGAGAGGCUGUAAAACCCCUCACCAUACACUUUAUACACUUUUUUUUUUUUUUUUUUUUAAGACGGGCAUUAGCAUUUUCUAACAUUGCUCUCUUGUUGAAACACUCUCAAAGUUCAAAUUUCCUUUGAAUUUUAAUGCUCAACCUACUAGGUUGGACACAGGAAAUGAUUAAGUGACUCACGCGUAUUUCAUUCCUAUGACCCUGCCUCUUUGUCCUGGUGCUGUUCCACUGUCGCGUUUUUGUGUUCUUGUCGUCAUAUUUUCCUCACAGUUAGCUUCUUCUGUAGUUCACAGUACUGGCAGUUAGUAAGCAGCUCACAUGGUUAGCUAGUUUGGUAGCCAUGACCAUCGAUCGAGCCCUGAGCCGUACAUCAGUGUCGGCGCCAUAUUGGAUGUGUCAAGGCUGCGCUGUAAAUUAAUACAAGUAAAUGUACUUACUUUCAUGAAGCGUCUUUCUACAAAUACAUUUAACUUAAUUCCUCGUGUUUAUACAUUCACACACGCACGAAUAUACUUGGGAAGCAAUUAGGCUCCAAAAACAAUGUAUUUGAUCUUCUCAAAUUCUUGGUGCCAAACUGUUUCCCAAGUAUAUUAGUGUGUGUAAACGUAUAAACGGCAUUGACUUCAAUUUGUUUGUGGAAAGGCGCUUCAUGAAAGUAAGUGCAUUUACAUUUACAGCGCAGCCUUGAUACAUUCAAUAUGGUGGCAAAGUUGACGUAUCACCGCAGUGGACAAACCCAUUCGAUGCGCCAUCUAUCUAUGUCUAUGGCCAUGACCACGGCAAGAAUGGAGCAAGGGAACACUGUAUAUCCGAAUAUCUGCAAAUUAGGAUUCAAUAUUAAUAAAUGGAAUAUUUUCUCAGAGCAUGGAAACCCUGUGCAUGAAUUUCUAAAUAAGUUUAGGGUUUUUUUUUUUUUUUUUUUUUUUUUUUUUUUUUACUAUUGUACAGGCUAUGGGAUCACUGAAGGGACAUAAGAGAUGGUAGCCCCUGUAGCAUAGCAAGAUGCUGAGCUAACUAGUUAGCCUCCAAUUUAUUCUAAAUUUGAGAAAAGGUUUCCAAUGAAGUGGGGAAGGACAAAGUAAAAAGCCAAAAACGUACCACUUCCACACAGAACGGGAGGAUAACUUUUUCUCACUCUUAUUGGCUAUUGGCUCUUAAUGGCUGACUCUAUGCCAUGUAAUGUAACAUUACUGACACCUAGUGAUGAGAAUACUGCACGUAACUUACAGUAUCUUUCAACAUUUAUGGACUAGGCCAUAGUCAAGCAUGGAACACUGGUCAUUUAUUAAUGCAUUUUUGAAAAACCGUGAUAGAGUGAGGGAACAAUGUUUGAACUGCAAAGCGGUGAGGGACGACUAGGACCAAUUUAAUAGCUUUGAGAACAUAAUUCAUCUGAAUUAUUUUUGCAACAACAGCUUUUAGUUCAAACAUUUUAAUAGUUCUCUGAGUGGUCUUGAAGUAGGAGCCAGUAAAACCACAACAUUUGCAGAAGUAAAGCAUGCUCGGUUCAGUCGCUUGCUCAGUGCGGUCGACUUUUUGUUGAUAACGUUUUUUUAAUGACAUCAUUUGGACCGAGACAAGGCGAGGAGUUGACGUGACCACAGAAUAUUGCCAUGAAAAAUGUCCUAAGAUUUCAAAACAUGGGCCAGUCAACAGUGAGCUGCAUAAAAAGUUCCCUGCAACAAGGUUGUCGAACGCAGCGCAAGUUAAAACACAUUGCUCAAACGUUGUACAAAGAGCUCUUUUUCUUACAAAACAGUACAAGCAUUUCAGAAGAAAUCACAUUGUUGGUUCUUAUUCACCAUGAAGAAAAGUGGUCUGCUUUAAAGAAACAUUGAAACACAUACAUCAUGCAGAAACGUUCCAUCGGGAAGUCCACCGCUCCAGCCAGAUGACGCCAGCGAAUGCUGCUGCUACGAAUGUGAAGACUCGGAUUGUUUAUUUUAAAGUCCCAACAGCAGUUUGGAUGUCAAAACCAUGUUGAUCCAACACACUAAACAUGAUUCUAACAGUCUAAUGAAAUUACUUUGAAAUUCCUGCUCUCGCCUAACGAUUAACAGUAAAUAAAUACAUAAAAGUGCAUCAUUUAAGUUACAUCAUGCAAAAAGAAAGUUGUGAUCGCUCAUAUAAACAUUUGUCCCAGUCAAUGCGUCCUGGUCCUAUCCUGCUCAGUUCAGGAGCGUUUAAAUCGACAUUGGAUGUGAGUGGGGCAGUAUUGUAAAGUUAUUUUGAAUAAUGUCGAGUAAUCCCUCGUUUAUCACUGUUAAUUGGUUCCAGACCAGGCCCUGAUAAGCGACUUUCCGUGACGGAAGAUUCCUUAUUCCUUAAAAGGAAUAUUUUUGUAGUUAAAGCUUUGAAAACCUGUUUCCGACCUGAAUAUGUUGUUUAACAUUAGAGUCCUCUAGACAUGAAAUAACACCCCUAUAGUCAUCUUUACACUCAUAUUACCCGAUAUAGUAGACACAAUAACACAAAUAAGACGUAACAUAGGCUCCAAAAAUCUCAAGUUGUGUACAUAUGGUAAAUCUGCAUUCUUCUCCUCUUGGCCGACAGCUCUAUUUGGCAGGCUCCUCUCCCAGCCACGCCUUCUCUGUUGCAAUUGGCCAGGGCAAACAGUAAAUAUUGGAUAAUUGGAUGAAUAUUGGAGAAUCUGACGUCGAACUGUGUUUUGUUCACAAAACAGCUGUCUGUGAAGUGGCGAGAGCAGUGAGCUGGAGGUCGGUCUUUCGCUCCCCAGAAAACAAACUCUUUGCAUUGCUGCCUUCCUCUGGUUUAGAAUACUGGUACACAAUACACAGCCAACAAAUAUUUUCUGGCUGCCGUGUUCAAGAAAAAGCAGCAAUAGGGAUGUGUACUCUUGCAUGUAGGAUUAACUAGCAAACAAUCUUGUAACGCUAGUCUAACAUGGCCACAAUUGUGCCUGUGGAUAUUCUCAUUCAUCCAGGUCAUUGCACUGUUUCACUUCUCAUCCGAGCAGGCUUCAUCAGCUCAUGCUCAGGACUAGAUAGGACAGCUGUUGUCUGAGGGGAUGGUGCAGGAUCCAAGUACUUUUUUUUUUUUUUCUUCUCCUCUUACUGUAGGUAGAGGCACGCCCCAAACAAGAACAGUGUCACUGUUUUGUGGUGCAAGAUGACAUUAAAGAGAGUUCUGAUUUUUUGACAUGUUGUUUGACAUGUCAGAGGUAAGUCCCUGUUCAUGUACUGCCUCAUCUUUAUAUCACCGCCUGUCUUUUUUGUCUUUUUUUUUUAAUGACAUCGUUGGGAAGCAUGGCAUUUCUCUUUUUUUUUGGUGAGAAAUGAUGACGUCACACUUUGUAUCCGUCUCUACUGUGGUUGAAACGACUUGUUACUAUUCAGUGUCUGCUGCUGUUGUUUCUACUGCUUUUUAUUUAUUUAUUCAUCAACUUUUGUUGAACUUUGGCUACAUCCUGCUGUUAAAUACUGUAUUCAUUUAAUACUGCUAUUAAAUAAUUGCUGAUCCUUUCUUCUCUCCGUCUGCAA